AUGAAUGGUAACAAAAUCCAUCGAAGAGGCAAAUGCAAGUGGUUUAAUGUGGCCAAAGGAUGGGGGUUCAUUAAACCAGACGACGGUGGAAACGACAUAUUUGUGCACCAGAGUGUAAUACAGAUGUCCGGUUUUCGUUCCCUUGGCGACGAGGAAGAAGUUGAGUUCGAAUGCCAGGCGUCGGAACGAGGUAUCGAAGCGACGCACGUCAGUGGCCCAUCGAACAAAGACUGCUUGGGGAGUAAUAAGAAGCCCUCAACCAAAAAACGAUUCCGGAAAAUUCGAUGCUAUAAUUGCGGAGAGUUUGCAAAUCAUAUUGCAGCAAAGUGUGCCCUCGGUCCUCAACCAAAGAGGUGCCACAGCUGCAGAAGCUUGGAUCAUCUAGUAGCCAAUUGCCCAGUUAAAAAUGGACCGACGUGA
Ctenocephalides felis (cat flea) is the source of this 420-nucleotide messenger RNA. It is a transcript of the gene lin-28, whose product is annotated as protein lin-28 homolog. The transcript has 4 exons. Lineage: Eukaryota; Metazoa; Arthropoda; Insecta; Siphonaptera; Pulicidae. The record is from RefSeq and is a predicted model, not a curated record. The coding region runs from base 1 to 420 and encodes 139 amino acids. Gene Ontology annotation, molecular function: zinc ion binding; nucleic acid binding.